Molecule: messenger RNA, 1650 nt
Organism: Venturia canescens
Lineage: Eukaryota; Metazoa; Arthropoda; Insecta; Hymenoptera; Ichneumonidae
Product: odorant receptor 13a-like
Exons: 7
Coding region: 141-1583 (480 amino acids)
Biological process (GO): sensory perception of smell; detection of chemical stimulus involved in sensory perception of smell
Cellular component (GO): plasma membrane
Molecular function (GO): odorant binding; olfactory receptor activity
Source: RefSeq, a predicted model, not a curated record
AAGAUUGCAAGUUUAUCAGAUAAUUGAGUUUGGCAACAUUUAUUUCUCGUACGUUUUUUCCUUGCUUUUCAUUGGGCUUGACCCGUCGGAAAAGUCGUUUUGGAGAGAAUGAAUUUUGGGUUGUCAGAUAAAUCGACGGCAUGUCGUCCCAUAUGGACAAAUACAAUUGGUACGAUAAAACUUUGAAGAAAUUGUUGUUAUUCGCUGGCCUGUGGCCGAGGGUAAAUCCCAGCAAAUUCUACCGUUUGCUUCCGUACCUCCAUGUUUUGGCAGAAGUUUGGACGACGUGCGCAGUUCUCAAUUUCUGUCGUCUGCACAUGACGAAUUUGGGACUUUUGAUAAAGGGGCUGGGUUUGGCUCUCUCGUUCUUUAUCACGAAACAAAAAAUGGUUUGUUUCACAUUUUAUCGGAACGAGCUGCUAGACCUUCACACGAAUUUGGAUUUUACGUUUUCUCAAGACCUUCGCGAUCCUGAGCUCCGACCAAUUCUACUGUCACCGCUGCUAACGUAUUAUCGACCCUCUCUCAGCUACUCGAUCGGAGUCUGCACCUUGUUCACAAUGUACUGGGUGAAACCGAUGAUAAUAAUGGCGAUUCAGCUCGCCCACGGAGCCAAUACGAUCAAACUUUUGUUACCUUUCCCAACGAUCUAUCCCUGGUUCAACCGUCCAACAAACAAGUGGUUUUAUUCGGUCGUGUACAUUUUCGAGAUUUACGCGGGGAUGUUCGUGGCCUCGAUCGCAGCAUCCGUCGACUCGCUUUUCGGAUUUUACAUAUUUAAAAUAUCCGGACAACUCCGAACGUUGUCUUAUCGCUUGGAGAAUUUACGAGCGAAUGACGACCACAGAAAAGUUAUAAAAGAGUGUGUUUCGAGACAUCAAAUUUUGACGCGCUGUCAAGUUCAUCUCGAACGGAUUUAUGGACCAAUCGUUCUUUCAAUCUCGGUUAUAAAUGCCAUGGUUAUGUGCGCCUUCAUCUGGCAAGCUACUCACAUGGACCCGAAAAAGGCCAUGAUCGUCGGGAUAUUCAUUGUCAUGAAGGCCAUUCAAACUCUCUUUUAUGGCUGGUUCGGCUCGAGCCUGACUAUCGAGAACGAGAAAUUUCGCGACGCCAUUUACGCGACUGGUUGGCCAGGCACUGGCAAAAUAUCUUUCAUGAGCAGCAUUCUCACCAUGAUAUCGUGCAACAAUUCGAUCGUUCUCAAAGCCUGUUCGGUCGCGACGAUAUCAGUGGAUAUGUUCGUCGCGACGAGUCUGCAAGCGGGUUUUUCUCAAGACUUCGAAGAUCCCGAACUACGACCGAUUUUGCUAUCGCCUAUGCUAAAGUAUUAUCGACCCUCGCUGGUCUUCUCGAUCGUUGUCUACAUACUUUGCACUCUGUACGUGACUGACUGGCCAGGUUCGGGCCACAAAUCUCUCAUGACCAGUGUCCUGACCAUGAUAUCGUGCUCCAAGCCAGUUGCUUUGAGAGCCUGUUCCGUGGGGACCAUUUCCAUAGAUACGUUCGUCGCUGUCUGUAAUACCGCUGUUUCGUAUUACUUCAUGUUACGAACUGUGGAGGAACAUAAAAACCUCGAAUCAUGACUCCACGAAGAAGACACUCAUGGAUCACUAACUGAAGCACGGAUGACAAAAGUUGGCUUAGUUCUGG